Molecule: messenger RNA, 2133 nt
Organism: Microcebus murinus (gray mouse lemur)
Lineage: Eukaryota; Metazoa; Chordata; Mammalia; Primates; Cheirogaleidae
Gene: PCOLCE2
Product: procollagen C-endopeptidase enhancer 2
Molecular function (GO): protein binding; peptidase activator activity; collagen binding
Source: RefSeq, a predicted model, not a curated record
UCGCCGUCCUCCCCCCGCGGUGCCUGCGCGCGGGACGCGAGAGGGCCGUGGGUACCGGGGUGCAAGGAGGAGACGCCGCCCGCCCCAGGAGAGGAGGCGGCUCUGCCUCGGAGCCGCCCCUCCUGCCGCCGGAGAACAAACGGGAUAUUCAGCAGUGGCCUGUGGCUGCCAGAGCAACUCCUCAGGGGAAACUAAGCGUCGAGUCAGACUGCACCGUAAUCGCCUUUAAAAGCGCCCCAACCCCGCCUGCCGCGCACACCCGGCUACCUGGGCUGCCCCGCGGCGGUGUGUGCGAGAGAGGGGAGCGCGGGCCGGCGUGUGAGCCCGUGUUUAUGCCAGAGUGCGGGUCGCUGUGUGAGCCUGGCUGGGUGCGAAGGGGUGUGUGUGCCCGCGCGCGCGCCCUCCGGUGCGAGCCUCGAGCGUCUACACUGGCCAUGAGGGGCGCGAACGCCUGGGCCCCGCUCUGCCUGCUGCUGGCCGCCGCCACCCAGCUCUCGCGGCAGCAGUCCCCGGAGAGACCUAUUUUCACAUGUGGCGGCAUUCUUACUGGAGAGUCUGGAUUUAUUGGCAGCGAAGGUUUUCCUGGAGUGUACCCUCCAAAUAGCAAAUGUACUUGGAAAAUCACAGUUCCCGAAGGAAAAGUAGUCGUUCUUAAUUUCCGAUUCAUCGACCUUGAGAGUGACAACUUGUGUCGCUAUGACUUUGUAGAUGUGUACAACGGCCACUCCAAUGGCCAGCGCAUUGGGCGCUUCUGCGGCACGUUCCGGCCUGGAGCCCUUGUGUCCAGUGGCAACAAGAUGAUGGUGCAGAUGAUUUCUGAUGCCAAUACAGCUGGGAAUGGCUUCAUGGCCAUGUUCUCCGCUGCUGAACCCAAUGAAAGAGGGGAUCAGUAUUGUGGAGGACGUCUUGACAGACCUUCCGGCUCCUUUAAAACCCCCAACUGGCCAGACCGGGAUUACCCUGCAGGAGUCACUUGUGUGUGGCACAUUAUAGCCCCGAAGAAUCAGCUUAUAGAAUUAAAGUUUGAGAAGUUUGAUGUUGAGCGAGAUAACUACUGCCGAUAUGACUAUGUGGCUGUGUUUAACGGUGGGGAAGUCAAUGAUGCUAAAAGAAUUGGAAAGUAUUGUGGUGAUAGUCCACCUGCGCCAAUUGUAUCUGAGAAGAAUGAACUUCUUAUUCAGUUUUUAUCAGACCUCAGUUUAACUGCAGAUGGAUUUAUUGGUCACUACAAAUUCAGGCCGAAAAGACUGCCUACGACUACAGCACCACCUGUUACCACCACGUUCCCGGUAACUACAGGUUUAAAACCCACCGUGGCCCUGUGUCAGCAAAAGUGUAGGCGGACGGGGACUCUGGAGAGCAAUUAUUGUUCAAGUAACUUUGUAUUAGCUGGCACUGUUAUCACAACUGUCACUCGAGGUGGGAGUUUACAUGCCACGGUCUCAAUCAUCAACAUCUAUAAGGAGGGAAAUCUGGCUAUUCAACAGGCUGGCAAGAACAUGAGUGCAAAGGUCAUUGUGGUCUGCAAGCAGUGCCCUCUCCUCAGAAGAGGUCUAAAUUACAUUAUUAUGGGCCAGGUGGGUGAAGAUGGGCGAGGCAAAAUCAUGCCAAACAGCUUUAUCAUGAUGUUCAAGACAAAGAAUCAGAAGCUCCUCGAUGCCUUAAAAAACAAGCAAUGUUAACAGUGAACUGUAUCAAUUUAAGCUGUAUUCUGUCAUUGCCUUUGAAAGAUCUAUUUUCUCUUAGUAGAAAAAAAUACUUAAAAAAUUGAAUAUUCUGAAAGAGGAUUCUGAAAGAUUGGGCUUGUUUACUCUUCACGUGAGGUAGGUAUAGCUGAUGGGAAUUCUGUGCCUGCACUGAGAGGAGCAGAGAUCUGAUUGAAAACCUGCUGACUCAGUGCAGUGAUAGGCAAAUAAACGUGUGAAGCAUUGACAGCUUGGAAGCAGUUUAUUUAUGCAUCCUUGUAAAAGGAGAUUUUAGAAUUCAGUUGUGUGAAGAUGUAAAAAAGAGAUUUUAUAAGUGCAGUAUUUAUAGUGAUAUUUGUUCUGCCUUUAAGCAUUUGCUCUAAGGUGUGACAUUCUUUUCUUGCAUUUUUAAAAUCAAUGCUUAAUAAAAUAUUUUUAAAGGAUUACA